Molecule: messenger RNA, 3496 nt
Organism: Neurospora crassa OR74A
Lineage: Eukaryota; Fungi; Ascomycota; Sordariomycetes; Sordariales; Sordariaceae
Product: CBS/PB1 domain-containing protein
Exons: 2
Coding region: 980-3043 (687 amino acids)
Molecular function (GO): protein binding
Source: RefSeq, a predicted model, not a curated record
GUUGAAGUCGAGCAUCACGACAACAUUAAAGAUGAGAAAGACCUGCCAUGGAUUCGCCGUCACGGUUACAGAGAGCUCCCGGAAAUGCUUCACAACUCGCAGCACCCAACUUGCACCAACUCUUUCGCCAUUGGCUGGUCAAUGGGCAUGUGCUCACUGCAGGGGAAAUAUCGUCAUUUUGCCAGUAACAUGACCAUCUCGUAUAAACAGGAGAGAGACGAGAGAGAUAUUUGACAGCUGCUGUUCAAGUGCAGACAGGCAAAAAAAAAACACAGGCCCCGCCAUCGCCGAGGAAAACCGGCAUGGUGGGGUAAUCACACGCUCAAAAUCCAAACAACACUUCCAGGCCGGGCGGUUCCAUCCUCCAAGGAAACUGUGGGUGACAUUGAUGGUCCGUGCUUUCUAUAUUGCGGUGCGGUGCGAGGGUGCCUAGUGCGACCACUAACAAACAAGGGGAAAAUCAUUGCGGUCGGUGCGGUGCGGUGCCAUGCGAUGCCGCGCGCGCGGGCGGUAACGACGGGAGACGUCGGUACAAAAUAUGUGAAGGAGGAACUCAACUGACAUUUGCGCGCAUUUCAUUCGACCCGUGUUUCCCUCAGGUCGUCAGUACACUACCUACACUACUACAUUGUACUGCAGUUCCCGUCGUCGUUCCUCGUGAGGUGACCCAUUGAAACUGACGACUCCCCCAGACUCGGGCUUUGACUUUUGCGACUGGCGACUGACAAGGUGCAAUUCCGCUUCAAGUCAUCUGAUCACCUUAUUGGUUGGCGCCUAGCUCGGCCUUUUCUGGUCGUCGCAAAUCGGUUCGGGUUCAGGGACCACGAAAAAUCGUCACUCUCACUCGCGCAAAGUCGAGCACCGCACCAACACCGACGACCAAUUUCCGCCGCUUGUCCACUUGUGCGUAGGGGAGAAAAGACAAUAGAAACAGUAUCGCACCCGCAUUCGCUUCCUUGGCCGUCGAGCAUCCCUUAUCAUGUCGACACACCCAGGUUCCACCGCUCGCGGCCCCAGCCGUGCUGGUGGCAGCAUCGCCCAGCCACAGAAUCGCAGCGCGACGCCCUACGGCCAGAACCACGCCGGCUCGGCCAUCCCCCGCCCCGUCCUCGAAACCCAACAUGCCGCCACCGGGAGUGAGGUCGGCUCUGCCUCUGUCAGCGUGAGCAGGCAAAAGCAGUCCAAGAGAGAUGAGGCCAUCCGCCGCAAGAUGGAGAGCGAUCUCUCCAAGAAGAAGCACCUUACCAGCCGAGCCCGUCAUACCCGCAAAGCCCCUCCCGGAACCGUCCUCGCCCUCAAGCCGAGCCCCGCCCUCCAGAUCAAGGCCGCGACCACCGUUUCCGAAGCCGCUCAGUUGAUGGCCGCCAAGCGCGAGGACUGUGUUCUUGUCACCGACGACGAUGAGAGGAUUGCCGGUAUCUUCACAGCCAAGGACUUGGCCUUCCGCGUCGUCGGCGGCGGACUCAAGGCCAACACGGUCACCAUUGCCGAGAUCAUGACCAAGAACCCGCUGUGCGCUAGGACCGACACCAGCGCCACCGACGCCCUUGAUCUCAUGGUGCGCAAGGGCUUCCGCCAUCUGCCCGUCAUGGACGAGAACCAGGACAUAUCGGGCAUUCUCGAUAUCACAAAGUGCUUCUACGACGCGAUGGAAAAGCUGGAGCGCGCCUAUGCCUCGUCCAGGCGGUUGUAUGAUGCGCUUGAGGGUGUUCAGUCAGAGCUUGGUACCAGUCAGCCCCAGCAGAUCAUCCAAUACGUGGAGGCCCUGCGAUCCAAGAUGUCGGGCCCGACCCUGGAGUCUGUCUUGAACGGCAUUCCCCCAACCACGGUCAGCGUCCGGACCUCGGUCAAAGAGGCGGCCCAGCUGAUGAAGGAGAACCACACCACGGCGGUCUUGGUCCAGGAUCAGGGAGCAAUUACGGGUAUCUUCACCAGCAAGGACGUCGUCCUCCGUGUGAUUGCCCCCGGUCUUGACCCUGCCACCUGCAGCGUGGUCCGCGUCAUGACCCCCCAUCCCGACUUUGCGCCCAUGGACAUGACCAUCCAGGCUGCGCUGAGGAAGAUGCACGAUGGCCACUACCUCAACCUGCCGGUGAUGAACGAUGCUGGCGAGAUUGUCGGCAUGGUCGAUGUCCUCAAGCUCACUUACGCCACCCUCGAACAGAUUAACACGAUGGGCAGCGGUACCGACAACGAGGGUCCCGCCUGGAACAAGUUCUGGCUUUCUCUGGACCACGAAACCGAGUCCAUGGUAUCGGGCGAUGGCUCGCUCCACCACACCCACCAUGGGCCUAGAUCGCUCAUGUCGCCCGACAUCGCUCGCAGCGAGCGCAUCGUCGACAGCGUGGCGCCUGGUGAUUCUGCGAGCCAUGCGGGCAUCGAGUCGCCUUCCCACAGCCAGCUCGGUGGCAUCCAGGAGGUCAACCCGGCCGAUAUCCCCUUCCCCUUCAAGUUCAAGGCGCCCAGCGGCCGUGUCCACCGUCUGCAGGUGACAGCCUCCCACGGCAUGGCCGAGUUUGUCGCUGCUGUCGCUGCCAAGCUUGGUGCUGAGGUGGACGCUAUUGGCGGUACCCCUGAGGUCGAGAACGGCCGACUUUCGGGCGGAUUUGCGCUUAGCUAUCUUGACGACGAAGGCGACUCGGUUUCCAUCACCACGGAUCAGGAUCUGCUCGAAGCCAUCCUGCUUGCGCGUCACGGCCUCCGUGAGAAGGUCGACCUGUUCGUGCACGACCCCUCAGAGCCUGCUAUUUCGCACGCUCCUACGCCUGCACCGGUGAUUGAGACGAUCCCUGCCACCCCUCCUGCUUCGUCGGUGGUUCGUGAGCGGAGAAAGAAGGUCGAGGAGGAAUCCGAGGAGGUUAGUGAGGAGGAAGAGCCCGUCCAUCGCCGCCCUACGCGCACGCGCACAAUGUCCCAGCCACAAGAGGCGCCCCAGGUCAUUGCUGGUGUCCCCAACGAGCUGUUGCUUCCGGGUGCUAUUGUCACCCUGGCCGUGGUGAUUGUUAGUGUGUUUACCAUUUCGAGAUUGACCAGCAGCCGUUAAGCAUAAGAAUUUACACCUUUUUAUUUUUAUUUAUUUUUGUUAUUUUCUUCGGAUUCUUGGUUGAGAUGGUCAGUUUAGAGAAGAUGAAGACGAAGCAGGGAGCCUUAUGGUUUUGAUGAUGAUCGAUGCAGUGUGUUGAUAGGUGUUGUUGCUGUUGUUGGGCUCGAGAAAUUGUUGAUAAUGGAUUGCCCAAUCCAGCAAUUUUCUUCUCAUUCGCCAGUUUUUGAAAGGUAGUCGCAUGACGGAAUGCAGGAGGGGAGUGUCGGGAACGGGACCCUGAGAGGGAGAGGGGGGGAUUUGGCCGGAUUGGUAUAGGUUACUUCGUUACCGAGGAAGGAAACUCAUGUACGCAAAGCCUCUGAUUAUGAGCUACAUUAUUACCUACUACAGACUACACAUUGACAUUGAGAACCUUGAGAUCAAGAUUUCGGCCAGCGGAAUUAUGGCGUUCUU